UAAAAAAGUAGAUGAGUGAGAUGUGUUUGCAUUCCUCUUUACCGACGCACAGACUAUAUAAUAUAUAAUACAGUUCAGUUUGAUUGAUUUGGGAAAAUAAUAAGGAAAUACUGUGGACACCUAGUUUGCGAAAGGCAUUCCAAUUUCCAAUUCGAAAGCGAUAAGAAAUGGGAGAGUAGUUGAAGUGUUGUUGUUGAUAUUAUUACAAUGGGAAGUGUGAUUAGUCACGCUGCCAAUGGUGUUGGAGGUCUUUUAGGGAGCGCCAUUACUGCCCCCUUUAAGACCGUUUUCGGUCAUUCAUGCGAGGACAUCUGUUCUGGACCAUGGGAUGUGGUUUGUUUCAUUGAGCAUUUAUGUGUCUCAAAUCUGUUGAGACUUUUAUUGAUUUUGAUUCUAUGCUACAUCACUUUAUUGUUCUUCUACCUAUUAUUCAAGAUUGGGAUUUGCCAAUGCAUAGUAAAAAGUCUUUGUAAGAUGUGUUGGGCUGCUUGUGAGGCAUAUUGGUUUGCCCUCGAAGAUAUAACCUGUUUUUUGUGGCACAAGCUAAUCAACACCAAGAGAGUAAACCGUCGCCGCCGCAGGCGCAGACGGUUGCAGCGCCGUCGUUUUCAUGACAUAGAACAAGGAUACAGUACAAGUGAUGAUGAGACUGACUCCUCUUCUGGAUACAGUAAUCACCAUUUGGACAAUGACCUUAUUAAGAAGAACAACUACUCUGCUAAAAGGGCAAGAAGAGAGCUAUUUGAGAACAACUCCUUUAGUAGUUCAAGUAGACACCGCCAGCGCCACCACCGUGUUAAUUUGAAGAGUAGAGAAGUUUCUUUGCAUGUGUUUAAGGAAAGGUCUCGUAGAUUAGGAAGAGGUUCUAGACAUUUUCAGUCUAGUAAAGUGAAAAAUGUGGGAAGAAAAGCCAAAGUUUUCAAGAAGAGACGACUUAGGUAGGUGAGUGUGAAUGAAAUUAGUAGUACUUAUCAUGCAUGAAUAAUUAAGUUAAUAGGAGUACUUAAAUGUAGUUUAUUUCUUAAACUGUCAUAUUAGGCUGUGAUGUACCAUAAAGGAACUAUCUUCUUAUUAAGUAAUUUUCUUUAUUACAUGGUUUCUGU
This is a messenger RNA of Cannabis sativa, 1103 nucleotides long. RefSeq lists its product as uncharacterized. The record is from RefSeq and is a predicted model, not a curated record. The coding region runs from base 208 to 942 and encodes 244 amino acids. The transcript is spliced from 4 exons. NCBI's taxonomy places the organism in Eukaryota, Viridiplantae, Streptophyta, Magnoliopsida, Rosales, Cannabaceae.